Messenger RNA from Chanos chanos (milkfish), 1590 nucleotides. It is a transcript of the gene zic6, whose product is annotated as zic family member 6. Gene Ontology annotation, cellular component: nucleus. The record is from RefSeq and is a predicted model, not a curated record. Gene Ontology annotation, molecular function: RNA polymerase II cis-regulatory region sequence-specific DNA binding; DNA-binding transcription factor activity, RNA polymerase II-specific. Gene Ontology annotation, biological process: regulation of transcription by RNA polymerase II. Bases 1 to 1590 code for a protein of 529 amino acids. The transcript is spliced from 2 exons. NCBI's taxonomy places the organism in Eukaryota, Metazoa, Chordata, Actinopteri, Gonorynchiformes, Chanidae.
AUGACAAGUCUGUCGAGGUUUAGUGGCUGCCCUCUUUCUUGCGUCAACCCCGGGGAGAGCAAUACUGAACCCAGCGUGGUGCUGCCACCUUUGGCAGGGGAGCACAUGGGGCACCCCACUGGCACUUCCUUAAAACUCUGCCCCUCGCACAAUUUGCGAGACUACCCCGAGACGAGGGCCAGUUCAUAUGUUGACCACUCGAUCCCCCAUCUUCCAGACACUGGAUACACCAACCACCGCAUAGAACACAGUCCUAGGGGCAUUAUCAUUGGAACCAAUCUGUCAGGAGCGGGCAUGCCACCAGUAACAGAUCAACUGGCACCGAGGGCAAACCAACAUGGCGCAAUUGGAAGGUACCGUGACCUCCCUAGCUAUAGGGAUGGCAGGAGCCAUGCGUUCUUCUCUGCAUAUCACGAGCAGGCCCACGGUUCCACCGAUGCCGCCCGAGAUCUGAGCAGCCAAGUGAUGUUGGGUCUUCCAGGGGAUAUUCUCACAAGAACGCACCCUUACGGCCAAACUCUCAGCGGCCCCAGGGCCAACAACCAGCAGCUAGUUACGCAAUUUCUGGGGCUCUAUAAGCCCCUGAAUAUGGCCAUGCAGCGUGGAGGGGGUGACACCUUCCUAAGGUGCUCCAGGCAGAACCCAAAGCACGAGCUGGUUUGCAAAUGGAGUGACGGCCAAGAGGGGGUUGGCAAACCGCCCUGCGGUAGGACUUUUGGGACCAUGUAUGAACUUGUCACCCAUGUGACGGUGGAACAUGUCGGGGGACCCGAGCACUCCGAGUACGUGUGCCACUGGGAGAACUGUUCCAGGGAUAAAAAACCCUUCAAAGCCAAAUACAAACUGGUGAACCAUGUCAGAGUCCACACAGGGGAAAAGCCUUUUCCCUGUCCCUUUCAUGGAUGUGAAAAAGUUUUCGCAAGAUCCGAAAACCUCAAGAUUCAUAAGCGAACGCAUACAGGUGAAAAACCCUUUAAGUGUGAAUUUGAAGGUUGCAAUCGGAGGUUCGCAAACAGCAGCGACCGGAAGAAGCAUUCUCACGUUCACUCCAGCGAUAAGCCGUAUAUCUGCAAAGUCAGAGGCUGCGAGAAAUGCUAUACCCACCCAAGCUCCUUACGCAAACACAUGAAACUCCACUGUAAGGCCUACAUUGCUAAAAUCAACGAAGAAGACGAGCACCUUGCCGAGGUCAGAUCCCCCGAAGUGUCAGAACAACCAGACACAUCGUCUCCUGCCGCAGUGACUCGGGCCCUGCCGACUGCUCCCUCGCAAGAGUCUAUGUCUCCCGAGAUUCGCAGUGAGUCAACUCUGAGGUCACGUUUCCAUCACACGUUUGACAACAGUUUGGACUAUUCUGCACACAGGCCACAGUCUCUCUUGGACCCUUUAUUGAUACAGCGAGGCAAUUACAGACACGAGCCUGCACAGUAUCCAUGCAGCCAGGCAAGUCACACUUUCGGUCCGAGCCACAGGACAUUUGCGUCUAACUCACCUUUCCAGAAAACUCUUGUGAAUGGCUGGUAUACAUGUCACACUGGGGUAGAGGCUUUCCCGUCCAAGCACUGCGGUAAUGACGUAUCCUCUAUUUAA